AUUUAACGCUCUAUGCCAAAAUAAGGCUCUUUUUUUCAUUGGUCAAUCCAUUUGUUAGUUUAGUCAGCUGACGAAAUUAACUUCCGGUUUGAAGCAUAACCAGAAGCUGUUUAUUUUUGUUUACAAAAUUUAAUUGCUAUUGUUAUUGUUGGCCUGGUCAGAAUUUUUCCACUACUCUCAUAAUGACAAGGCAUGCUAAAAAUUGUACAGCUGGUACUGUAUAUACUUACCAUGAACGUAAGAAAGAUACUGCAACAUCAGGCUAUGGUAGCAAAAGUAUUCGUGUCGGGAAAGAUUCAGUCAAGGAUUUUGAUUGCUGUUCCUUGACUCUUCAACCUUGCCGGAAUCCUGUCAUAACACCUGAUGGCCAUCUUUAUGAUAAAGAAGCUAUUCUGGAAUAUAUUAUUCACAAGAAGAAAGAAAUUGCUUUAAAACUGAAGAAAUAUGAAAAGCAAAAGUCUAAAAAUGAAGCGGAACAAUUAGAAAUUGGUCAAGCAGAAGCUGAGAGCCAGAAGAAGGCAUUCAUGGAAAAUGAAGCAAAUCCUGUGAAGAUGAUAAAUAACUCAACUGAAGAAGCAAGCACUAGUGGUAGCACAAGUAUUAGUAACAUGAAACAAGGAAAGGACAAAGCUUUGCCUAGUUUUUGGUUGCCGUGUCUGACUCCAAGUGCUAGUGCAUCUGUCAUGACAAAGCCUGAUGAAAAGGUUCGUUGCCCAAUGAGUGGAAAACCUAUAAAGCUAAAAGAUCUCAUUGAUAUUACUUUCACACCAAUAAAUGAUAGGGAUACAAAGACUUCCCUUAUAACAAAACAGGUAAAUUUUUCUUUCACAUUUCUAAUUUAUAUACUUUCUGCUAACAUUAAUAAUAUAGGUUUUUAUCACAAACUGGUUAGACAGGACAAAUUUUUAAAUGACUAAUUUAGUACUUUUAACAUCUGGACAUAGGACUUAAUUAUAGUUGCUCAGGAAUAAUGUCUUCCUGCAAGAAACUACCAAGGAAACAUUCUUAAAAAUAGAGCUGAUCCUACCAGUUGUGUUUGUGGUGCGACCAUAAAAACAAUUGACCACCUCAUCUCUGAAUAUAUUAAUUACCAUGAAGGGCUUAGUCUGUAUUUGCACUGGAUUAUAUGCUGUAAGUCUGAACUUCCAUAUGAGAAGAACUGGUAAAGUAGUAGAAGAUAAAGGUAUCACCAUUCUUUUGUACUUUAGAAUUCAAACUGAUCAAGCUAAUCUGGCCAAUAAUUCAAGAUACUAAGAUAAAAAAAUCUAAAAAAAAAAAAAUCACAUUGAUAAAACAUGCUUGCUCAUAGAUAUAUCAAUUCCAGCAGACUGCAACACUUCUGUAAAAAAUAUUUGAAAUUUUAAUUAAAUACAAGGACCUUGAAAUAAAGGUUUCAAAAAUGUGACAUCUAAGAACAACAACAGUCCCUGUGAUCAUCAGAUCUUUGGGGAUUAUACCUAAUAGCACUCUUAAACUCUACCGCCAAAUACCAGGAAAUCUAAAAGUAUCAGAACUACAAAAAAUUGUUCUCAUGAGUACUGCCUACAUCCUAA
Molecule: messenger RNA, 1553 nt
Organism: Octopus sinensis (East Asian common octopus)
Lineage: Eukaryota; Metazoa; Mollusca; Cephalopoda; Octopoda; Octopodidae
Product: nitric oxide synthase-interacting protein
Exons: 8
Coding region: 183-917 (244 amino acids)
Biological process (GO): protein ubiquitination
Cellular component (GO): nucleus
Molecular function (GO): ubiquitin protein ligase activity
Source: RefSeq, a predicted model, not a curated record